AUGUCGGCCACCGCCUGCGCCCAGUUCCCGACAAAGCCAGCGACCGUGGACCGGAGGAGGAGUGCAGGGACAGCCGAAGAGGCCGAGUGCUUUCCAGAGAUGGCUGUGUCGGGGCCCGGGGGCAGUGCUGCGGGAUCAGUAACAUUCAAUGAUGUGACUAUGGCCUUUACCAGGAAGGAAUGGGAGCAACUAGAUCCUUCUCAGAAAAGCCUGUACAAGGAUGUGAUGCUGGAGAAUUACAGCAACCUAGCCUCAAUGGGGUAUCAGGCUCUCAAACCAGACAUGAUAUCCAAGUUGGAAAAAGGAGAAGAGCCAUGGCUAGGGAAGGGGAAAAGACCCAAACAAGCUGACUCAAGUGAAAUAGCAAGAACCAAGGAAAUAGGAGCCAAUGGAAAAGUCCAUCAAGAUGAUGACCAGCUAAAGAACCACCAGAAAUCUCAAAACAAAAUCCUUAGGGAAGUUGCAAUCAAGAAAACAACUCUGACUAAGAAAAAGAGCCAUGAACGUAGUUCAUUGUGGAAAAAAAAUGUGAGUACAAAAUAUAUUCCUUCAAAAAGAAAGCUUCUUAAAUUUGAUUCACAUGGAAAGAAUUUAGACUUACCUGGUGACCUAAGAAACUGUGCAGAAAAGAAAUCUGAUAUAGCUAAAGAGCAUAGGAAAUCAUUCAGUCAUAGCUUAUCUGAUACAAAGAAAGACAAAAAUCAAAUUGGAAAAAAAUGUGAGAAAUCAUCUACCUAUAGCUCAUCUAAUGGGCCUGACAAAACUCAAACUGACAAGAAAUAUACUGAACAGGACAAAAUUCAAACUGGAGAAGAACAUGAGAAAUCAUCCAGCCAUUGCUCAUCUCUUACUAAGCAUGAAAAAACUCAGAAUAAAGUGAAACCCUAUGAAUGUAAUGAAUGUGGGAAGGUUCUCAGCCAUAAACAAGGACUUAUUGACCAUCAGAGAAUUCAUACAGGGGAAAAACCAUACGAAUGUAAUGAAUGUGGGAUAGCCUUUAGCCAAAAAUCACACCUUGUUGUACACCAGAGAACACAUACUGGAGAAAAACCGUAUGAGUGUGUUCAGUGUGGCAAAGCCCAUGGUCAUAAACAUGCUCUCACUGACCAUCUGAGAGUUCAUACUGGGGAAAAGCCCUAUGAAUGUACUGAUUGUGGGAAAACCUUCAGACAUAGCUCAAACCUUAUGCAACAUGUGAGAUCUCAUACAGGUGAGAAGCCCUAUGAAUGUAAGGAAUGUGGAAAGUCUUUUAGGUAUAACUCAUCUCUUACUGAACAUGUGAGAACACAUACGGGUGAAAUACCAUAUGAAUGUAAUGAAUGUGGAAAAGCCUUUAAGUAUAGUUCAUCCCUUACUAAACAUAUGAGAAUUCAUACAGGUGAGAAACCCUUUGAAUGUAAUGAAUGUGGGAAAGCUUUCAGUAAGAAGUCACACCUCAUUAUACAUCAAAGAACUCACACUAAAGAGAAACCCUAUAAAUGUAAUGAAUGUGGAAAAGCCUUUGGACAUAGCUCAUCUCUUACUUACCAUAUGAGAACUCAUACAGGUGAAAGUCCAUUUGAAUGCAAUCAGUGUGGGAAGGCCUUCAAACAAAUUGAAGGUCUCACUCAACAUCAGAGAGUUCAUACUGGGGAGAAACCCUAUGAAUGUAAUGAAUGUGGGAAAGCUUUUAGCCAAAAGUCACACCUCAUUGUACAUCAGAGAACUCAUACAGGGGAGAAACCCUAUGAAUGUAAUGAAUGUGGAAAAGCCUUCAAUGCAAAGUCACAACUUGUAAUACAUCAGAGAUCCCACACUGGAGAGAAACCUUAUGAAUGUAAUGAAUGUGGAAAAGCCUUCAAACAAAAUGCAUCCCUUACCAAACAUAUGAAAACUCAUUCAGAAGGGAAAGCUCAUGAGUGA
This is a messenger RNA of Budorcas taxicolor (takin), 1902 nucleotides long. RefSeq names its product ZFP37 zinc finger protein (gene ZFP37). Gene Ontology annotation, biological process: negative regulation of transcription by RNA polymerase II. Bases 1 to 1902 code for a protein of 633 amino acids. Lineage: Eukaryota; Metazoa; Chordata; Mammalia; Artiodactyla; Bovidae. The record is from RefSeq and is a predicted model, not a curated record. Gene Ontology annotation, molecular function: DNA-binding transcription repressor activity, RNA polymerase II-specific. The transcript has 4 exons.